Molecule: messenger RNA, 1614 nt
Organism: Mycena citricolor
Lineage: Eukaryota; Fungi; Basidiomycota; Agaricomycetes; Agaricales; Mycenaceae
Source: the annotation of a GenBank genome assembly
AGGCAGAAACCAGGUCUUCCUUCCCGAGUCGUACACAAUCGCGACUUUCAUCGUCGACGGCUGCAGCACCACCAUCCCCGCGCCCAAAAGGAAGUUGUUCGAUGCCCACGAGCUGUUCUCCACAGGCGCCGAGGACCACGUCGACAUCGGGGGCGCCCGCCGCGUCAAGUGGCUGCGCAAUAGUUCGGCAGGAGAGGCCCGGGGUCGAGAGGUGGAGGUAGAUCCGUGGCUGUGAGACCGAGCACUUGUACUUGCAGAGGUCUGUGUCUCCGUUUCCUCACGAAGAGAUUCGGUGCCACCACCACUACGAUCCGACUUGGUGCCACCUGUGAUGUUGCUGCCGCGCCGGGGAUCGAUGCGGGCACUGGAGCUUGGAGAAGAUCCCAUCAUUUUUCGUUACUGGUCCGGGGAAUAGUCGAGGGGAGGAUCUUGCGAGAUCCCUGAUGGUGGGAAGAGCAUUCAAGCACUCACCCAGCGUGAUUGGGCUCGUGACGUCACUCACCUUCAGUGGCACGUGGUUGUGCCCAUCGGGAACAGGGGCUCAUUCAAGACUGUAGCAGUAUCGGGCCGUGUGCUUUUUGCGAGGGUCCGAUUUCCUAACUGCACGGGUGUCGUAGUCCAAGUAUAUCUCGACCCCCUGCUUCUCAAUGCGCCACGAAAUCCACCCCCAACUUCCCUCUCCCCCUCCCUGCGAUACCCACGCGACACCUCCCACAGCACAUCGCCAGGAUGUCGCUGUGGGUUCAAACAGAUGCCUCGAGCUGGCUGGACACACAGGGAUCUACCGCCAUAGAGCAAAAGCAAAUGAAGGUACUGUCUCUCGGGCGCGUUGCUUCCGUCGACGAACAUAACCUCAGCCACUCGCUCGACGUGGAAAUCUGGACAGCCGCUCUCAAUUCCCGUUUCUUUGCCAACGGCAUAAAGAUGGAGGCAGACGAAUGGCAUGCUCUGCUGGGAUCGUACGAGGUGUGGAACCUGAGGGCCGAUUACCCUGGUCACACCUACGAACUGAUUGCUGUUGCGCAGAUCGCGAUGUCCCGCGGGCAGAUGCUCUCGCAAGAGCUCGCGCAGACUGCUGCGAGCCCGCCCCCGACGCCAAGUAAACUCUCGAACGCGAAGCGUCCCACGCUUAUAACCAAACUCGGGCGGAACAAACCCUUUGUGAUAUCCUCAUGCCUCGACCCGCGCUUCCUCGAUCGACUGCGCCCGUUCUUCAAAGUAGUCUGGAUGACUUUCUUCGGCGACUUCCCGAGCACCGAGCUCGCCCAGAAGCGGUUCGACUUCGACCAGGCCCAGGCCCGGACGCUCAUGGUCGAGUAUAAGGCGGGCGAAGGCUGGGAGCGAGUCUGUCUCCUGCUCCACCGGGAGCCCGAUUCGGACUCGGAUUCGGAGCUGGCAUCCUCGUCGGACGAAGACGAUUCAGACUUGGACUCGGAUGGAGCAGGGAACAGGGCGUUCUCCGGGGACGUUCACGCGUUCAGACGGAGGAUGCACAAGCUCACGUAUGGACUGUUUCAAGGGCUCGGUGGUACGGUCGUGAUGCAGACAGCGUUGGUCGGGUCGAUGGGCGUUUCCUUGUCAUUCGCACACAGAGCAUCUCCAGUACCCAACUGA